Messenger RNA from Telopea speciosissima, 1144 nucleotides. Its product is annotated as transcription factor bHLH94-like. Bases 22 to 990 code for a protein of 322 amino acids. The record is from RefSeq and is a predicted model, not a curated record. Gene Ontology annotation, molecular function: protein dimerization activity; DNA-binding transcription factor activity, RNA polymerase II-specific; RNA polymerase II cis-regulatory region sequence-specific DNA binding. NCBI's taxonomy places the organism in Eukaryota, Viridiplantae, Streptophyta, Magnoliopsida, Proteales, Proteaceae. The transcript has 3 exons. Gene Ontology annotation, biological process: regulation of transcription by RNA polymerase II.
CACAAAAGAAGAAGAGAGAGAAUGGCAUUGGAAGCUGUAGUGUUCCCUCAAGACCUGUUCAGUUAUGGUUGUAAGGACUUGUACUCAUUAGGAGGAGGAGGUUGGAGCUAUGAUUUUGGUGUAACAGAAGAAGAAGAAGAAAAAGUUGGGCUUGAUGAGGUGGUUCUUGACAAAAACAUAGACCAAGGUCUCUAUGGUAAUUGGGAUUCUUCAUCUUCUUCCAUGGUGCAAAAUGUGAAGGAAUGGGACACCAAUUCGUCUCCUGAAGCUUGCACAGGUGAUGGUGGGUUCUUUCCCGGUGGUUUUCCAACCGUGAAAACUCCGGCAACCACGCCAAGUCGGCGUAAGAGACGACGCACUAGAAGUUGUAAGAACAAAGAAGAAGUGGAAAACCAAAGGAUGACCCACAUUGCCGUCGAACGUAACCGUCGGAAGCAGAUGAAUGAGUAUCUCGCCGUACUCCGGUCUUUGAUGCCACCAUCUUACGUUCAAAGGGGAGACCAAGCAUCGAUCAUAGGAGGAGCCAUUAAUUUUGUGAAGGAACUGGAGCAACUCCUACAAUCACUAGAGGCUGAGAAGAGAAUUAAACAAAGAUCAGACUCUGGUUUCUCUUCUCCAUUUGCAGAUUUCUUCACCUUCCCUCAAUACUCCUCAAGCUCAGUUCACUGCAGGAACACUGCAGUGGCAAAUGAAUCUGUGGCUGAGAAUAGCUCAGCCAUUGCAGACAUCGAAGUGACCAUGGUUGAAAGCCAUGCCAACCUUAAAGUUCUCUCAAGGAAACGACCAAAGCAGCUCUUGAAGAUGGUUACAGCGUUCCAAGCUCUUAGACUCACUGUGCUCCACCUUAAUGUUACAGCUCUUGAUCAAAUGGCCCUCUACUCCUUCAGUGUUAAGGUUGAGGAAGAUUGCCAACUUACUUCAGUGGAUGAAAUUGCUACGGCUGUUCAUCAAAUGCUAGGUAGGAUUCAGGAGGAGUCUACAUUGAGUUGACAACCCUAAUUAUUUUCUAAAGUAAUUAAGGUCCAUCACCACUUCCUCUUCUAUGGAUAAAAGGAGUGAAUCUUUUCAUAUGAUUCUAUUUUUCUUGUAGUUUUAGGGAUCUCUGUGUACCUUGAGCAGCUUUAAUCCAUCCAAUAUUUUACCC